Siniperca chuatsi (mandarin fish) is the source of this 2504-nucleotide messenger RNA. RefSeq names its product ring finger protein, transmembrane 1 (gene rnft1). NCBI's taxonomy places the organism in Eukaryota, Metazoa, Chordata, Actinopteri, Centrarchiformes, Sinipercidae. Gene Ontology annotation, molecular function: ubiquitin protein ligase activity. Bases 267 to 1484 code for a protein of 405 amino acids. Gene Ontology annotation, biological process: positive regulation of ERAD pathway. The record is from RefSeq and is a predicted model, not a curated record. Gene Ontology annotation, cellular component: endoplasmic reticulum. The transcript is spliced from 9 exons.
AUCCAACAGAAGAAGUUUGCGACGUCUGCUGUCGUAAACAACGUCAAGAUGUCUGAAAGAUCAGCUUAUGGCUUAGCCUAAAAAAGACAGGCUUAGUUUUGUUUUCGCUUUACUUUUGCUUUUGUUUCGUUUGGUGACUUGGACAUUGUAUUAGAUGGGGACCAAAAGCUUACCAUGAAACUCCGGGUGCAGAAUGACAGGUUUGUCUUUUAUGUCAAAGGAGUGAUUCCAGAAGAGCACUGAAACUGAGGGAGUCUCCUACUAUAAUGCAGCCUAAUUCAAGUGAGCGGGGCGCUCAUGCAGGAAAUGGUUUAUCCCUUAGUCUGCAACCAGAGCUUCUCACCAGGACACCAGCCCCUGCUGCUGCUGCUGCUGCUGCCGCCGCCAAGCCUGAGAGCAAUGAGGUGCGGGUACCCAUGACCAGCGGGCCUGGGGAGUCCAGUGGAGGCGCAUCUUCCAGGAGGUGCAGAGUCAACUCCCACAGCCACUCCCAAGCUCAGUCACACGGACAUAAUCGGGCUCAGCACCACUCGAACUCGGUGCCUGAGCUUGACCCGCCUGACUCUGAUCUGGACUCUGGAGAACCCAGCACCUCUUUAUCAGAGCUUCGCUGUCUCUUCCGCUGGCUCCAAAAGAGCCUUCCUUUCCUCGUCAUACUGUGUGCUAAACUGGUCAUCCAACAUGCUCUUGGUCUAGCAGUUGGGGUUGGCCUCUUCACAACUUUUCUAUAUGUGAAUAAAAACAUUCAAACUCAAGUCUUUCUUCAGGAUCGUCACUCAAAGCUGCAGUGUGUAUGGCUGCUACUAUUCCUGAUCUCUUCCACCCUCCUGCUUUACUACACCUUUCUCACUGAGACACUUUACCAUUGCCUCAUCUUCCUCAGCCCAACCAUUGAGUCGCUUGGUUUCUGGGAGGUUCUAUGGGCUGUCGGCAUCACCAGUUUCAUAAUAAAGUUCCUCUCUAUGGGGAUGAAGUGCCUUAUUCUGCUGCUGCCAUCUUCACUGGUGACCUACAGAACCCAGGGGCGGUGGCUGAUGCUUACUGAGGAGCUGGGUCAGGUCCACCAGGCCACGGCUCCUGUUCCACUGUGGUUCCGCUACCUGGUCACAUACCAGGAGGCUGACGGCACCCCUGGACUCACACUGGGGGUCCUGCUGGCUUUGCUCUACCUCAUACUGAAGCUUUUAGGAUUUUACGGACAUUGGACGUCUUUACUGAAAACUGUGAGGAUAUUUCUAAAAGGCGAGCAUACAGGAACAGUAGCCACUAGGAGUCAGUGCAGCGAGGCUGGAGACGUCUGCCCCAUUUGUCAGGAAGAGUACAGGGAGCCUCGGGCUCUACUCUGUCAGCACAUAUUCUGUGAUGAAUGCAUCGCUCUGUGGUUUAACCGGGAGAACAGCUGCCCUCUCUGCCGCACUGUGAUCACAGAGAAGGUCUACAAAUGGAGGGACGGAGCCACAUCUCCACACCUGCAGAUUUAUUGAUUGAUAAGUACAGCUGGGGAGCUUUUGGGUGUGCGGAAUUGGUAUUAGCUUGUAUUUAAUAUGUAAUUUUUCUAUGGCUGUCAAAUCUCACUGACUAGUAAUGUUGUACACACUGUUUCAUUAAUCAGCUAAGGGCUGUGCCCCCUGCGGGCCAAGGUCAGUAAGGACACACAACUUGCACCUACAGUAGGCAUGUUUCUGGCUUAUUUACCAGUACAUCCCUCCUUGUCACUAUCACAGACAAGCCCCCAAGUGUUUUUAGAUGUUUCUAUUUUAAGUUGUUUCCUCAUGUGUUGUGUUGCUUUUAUUCACCUUUUAAUCUUAAUAUAAACUGUCCUCAUGGGGUGGCAAAUUGUUCUACUUCCACUGUUUCUUCUACUUGUAAAUAUGGGAACAUCAGAGAAAUAUAUAUAAGUAUUUUAAACAGAUUUUUCCUGUAUCAUACGUUUGAACAAACAUGCAACACAUGAACCCUUUCUUAUCCAGUGUUUCUACAUUUGUGGAAGCAACUUUUCUGAUUUGUAACAAUAAAUGUGUAGAGGUGAGCAGCUGCAUACCUCUGCUCAGGAGUGCUUGCUGAAUCCUGCUUUAGAUGCAUCUUUGAGCUUGAAUGGGUUGGGGGAAAGGUGAGACUGGAGGGCUGACAGCUAGCAUACUGCAAAGGCUUUAGGAAGCCCAGUACACAGUAACAUCACAUGGUCCAGUAAUGACCUUUGCCAGCCUGCAUCCAGGUACUGAAGAUGGACACGGCAGGCUAAAUAAUCAGUUUAUGUGAUGGAUAAACAAUUUGCCUUUUGCUUUCAGCUUUUGGUAACUUUAUUCACAACUGAUGAAAAGGAUGCAGCUGAGCUUGUGAGACUGAUUUACACAUAAAUUAUUUUUCUAUAGGAGGUGACGUGGCCUCAUUUUUGUAAAAACCAAAGACUGGGAAAAACAUCUAUUUUAUUAUGUACGAUCAUUUCACUGUUAUUUUUAUCCAUUUAGAUCCAUAAACUAUCUGAAUAAAGAUCUACAUUUUAA